AUGUGGGAAUGCUCGCUUCUCAUCAAUGCGGCUCUCAAUGGAGAAGACACCGUUGUCCGGCGCCUUCUUAACCUCCAGCCCGACUUGGAAGAAGUUGGCACGGUGAAGAUUGAGGAAGACACCAUAGAAGGCGCCAGUGCCUUAUGGUCUGCAGCUGCAGCGGGUCACUUGAAGGUGGUGAAGAUGCUGGUGCGAGCCGGUGCAGACGUGAAUCAUUCGACGAAGACGAAGUCCACGCCUUUAAGAGCAGCCUGUUUCAUUGGAAGACUGGACAUCGUCAAAUACUUGGUAGAGCACAAGGCCAACAUUCAUCUUCCCAACAGUCACAAUAAUACCUGUCUCAUGGUUAGUGCAUUUUGUGGGCACUUAGACGUAGUACGGUAUCUCCUGAAACGGGGCGCUGAUCCAAACCACAAGAGCAAUCAGGAAAACACAGCCCUCCAUGAGGCGGCAGAACCUGGACAUGUGAAGAUAGUCUCAGAACUCAUGGCCUACGGAGGGAAGAUGACAAAAAACAAGCAUGAGAUGACACCCUUGCUCACAGCGGCUGAAAAUAUCCGAGACGAUGUCGUUCACUUAAUAAUACAGCUACCCGAAAUCAGCAAAGAAGAACGCAUUGAGGCCCUCGAGCUCCUUGAUUUGGAGAAAAUCCAGUUCGACACAGAUGCUCUGAACAUGGAGAGCCUGGUGAUUCGGGAGCGGAUUCUCGGUUCAAAAAACCCAGACCUCAUAUUUCCCAUUGUAUACCGAGGUGCGGUGUGCGCAGACAAGAAGCAAUUUCAACGAUGUAUUGCAUUGUGGACCCACGCCAUGAAUCUAAAACAGAACAGCCGCAGGUCUGUAAAGGAGGACCUCUUCCACCUGGCGGGAUUGUUCACUGAAAUGCUUCAUGAGGAGGUGGAGUUGAGUCCUAAUCACGUUAUUAGCGUCCUCUCGUCGGGUGCAGAAGAACUCGAGCGUAAUCACCAGCAACUGAGCUCACUGGCUUCAGAUGCCGAGGAUAUUGACGAGGCCAUGGAGGAGAUGGAGAGCAACAUGCACUCCGUGUUGUACCUGUUAGUGAUGGCAGGUCAAUUGAAGCUACCAGAAGGGGAUGACAAUAUCCGGCAAAUCAUUUCUCACCUCAAUCGCAUCCCAUUGAAGACAAGACACGGGCGAAGUCUACUUCAUUUGGCUUGCUGGGCCUCGACUCCAGUCCCUGAUGAUUACACUUUCUUUAGCGAUGUCUGCCGAUUUCCAUGCGAUAGGACUGCUCGACUGCUGAUUGAGUGCGGCGCUGACGUGAAUGUUGUGGAUGCAGAUGGCAAAACACCAUUCGAAACACGUCAGCAGAUGUAA
Molecule: messenger RNA, 1338 nt
Organism: Darwinula stevensoni
Lineage: Eukaryota; Metazoa; Arthropoda; Ostracoda; Podocopida; Darwinulidae
Source: the annotation of a GenBank genome assembly